Molecule: messenger RNA, 267 nt
Organism: Strongylus vulgaris
Lineage: Eukaryota; Metazoa; Nematoda; Chromadorea; Rhabditida; Strongylidae
Source: the annotation of a GenBank genome assembly
AUGUUGAUUUCAUCAAUCAAAUUACCACGAAAGCCAAGGUACUGGAAUGUGGGUAAAAUAGGCCCAAAUGAUGAAGAUCCUCCAAAUUUCGAUAACUUCCGCCCAUUUGGGCCAUGGAAGACACCAGCAGCAAAACAAUUUGGACAAGUAGAACGUGUGUGUGGUCACAUCGUAAACAGAAACAUCUACAAGCCUUCGAAGAUAUUGCUUAAUAGUGGGAUUGGCAGAAACAAAGCAGCGGAUAUUGGCGGCAUUGGUUUGGAGUGA